GCGCGGUUUCCUCGGAGACGGUUGCCACGGAGACGCGUCCGCCUUGCUCUAUAGUUUUGAGUACCGGAAGCAGCGGAUGAGGGUUGAGUUCUCCAUGGAGUCCGACGAGGCAGUGAAUGAAAACCUUCGGCUCCAGUUCAGGGCUCUUCAGGAGCAGCAGCAGAAACGUCUGCAGAGAAUAAUGGAGAGAAAGAAAGAGAAAGAGAGAGAGCGGAGCAAACGAGACGGGAAUCCGGCCGAGAGAGACGACGAGAGCAACCCCUUUACUAACGCAGGAGAUCCUCCACGUGAUAUAAACAGACGGCUUCUGGAAGAUGAAAACGAGCAGCUCCAGAACCAGCUGCGGGAGGUGAAGGACGAGAACGGGAGGCUCCACAAACUCCUGAAGGAGAAAGAGUUUGAGAUCAAACAUCUCCGGAGGAAGAUUGAGGACAGCAAACUAGCGUUCGCGGGGACGGCGACUGUCGCCGGGGACGUCGCGGCUACAAAGAUUGUCGAGUUAUCCAAAAGAAACCGGGAGCUCACGGCGGAAAUGGAGAGCGAGAGGACGAGAGCGAAGCAGCUGAGCAGCAAGAUGAAGGAGAUGGAGAAGGAGCUCCAGAACGCAAUAGCAAAACUUCAGAGCCCCUCCGGUAAAGACUCUAUAAACGGGCAGACAGCGCCUCGGACAGCGGAGCCAAAUCCGGUCGAGAAUCCGGAGACGAAAUCCCUGCAAGAAAAGCUGGCGGCAGCCAACGUAAAGAUGACGGAUUAUCGCAACCAAAUCCAGACCUUAAAACAGGAGCUGAAAAUGGCUCACAAGGUUCUAGCCAAUGAAGUCGGGGAAGAAGUGAAUAUAUCGCAGCUGGUGGGCUCCUCUGGGGGCUGGAGGGGACGGGCGCAACAGAUUCUUGCCCUGCAGGGCCGGGUCCGUGAGCUGGAGGGCCAGUUGGGCCGGGGGCGCAGUCCGGUGUCCGAGCUCAGCGUGGAGGAGGAGAUGUGGGGCAUCUCCGUACCCAAAAAACUGGCAGCUCAGGAGAAGAACGUGUUCCGGAUCCGUGCCCUGGAAAAGGAGAAGAGGGAGGCGCUGGAGAAGCUGACGAGCGAACACGAGGCCCUCAAGAAGGAGAACGAGGAGCUGAGAAAGAAGUCGGAAGCCUCAAAAGCCAGGAAUAAAGUCCUUUCCAGCGAAGCGAAGACACUGAAGGCGCAGAUGACGACGCUGAUAGAAAAAGGGAAACACGACGACGAGCUCAUCGACGCCUUACUGAGCCAGCAGAAGAGCAUGCAGGAGGUGCUGAGCCGGCUGAGCCAGGAGGAGAGGCAGGGAAUGGAUUCCCAGCAGACCCUGAACAUGCAUUUAAACAGCGAGACUCAGAAGCAGAACGCGUUGGUCACUCAGCUGAAGCACAUGGUGGCCGAGAGAGAGGCGAAGCUCAAGCAGCUGGAGGAGGAGGUGAAACGGUUAAAGAAUAAUCCAAAAACACCGCAGAGUUCUGAGAGUCAUAAACCAGCAGAAGAUUUGGGACCUGAAAGAUUGGGACCUUCGUCAGACGGCGGGGACGUCAGUGCGAGGCGGGGGUCCAGCAGGUCGGUUUCCAGAGCGGGACAUGAACUCGUGGAGAGCGCGGCCCCUCGGCCCACAUCUGUGAACAGCAGAGUUUCCCCUCCGAGUCCGGAUGUUCGGGGGCUUCAGACGCAGAACACAGAAUUUAGGGCGCUUUGCAAAGCAGCCGAGGUGGAGCGAGACCGACUUCUGGAGCUGGUGUCCGUCCUGCAGAGAAGGAUCGAGGAGACCAGCGACAAAGCCCUGCAAGCCGAGAAGAAGCUCCAGGAAGAGAGGAGAAGAUCCGUCCUACUGGAACAGCAACUCGAAAAGCUGAAGAUAGACCCGUCCAGAAACGGAGCCGCGCAGAAACUGUCUGCUCGCGGGAAAGCGGGGCAGUCGCUGACCAACUCCAGACACUUCAGCGAAAGAACAGAUUUGUCGCUCGUUCGGCCCUCGGAUCUCCCCCUGGAAACUCAGAUAGAGGAGCUCAGCACGACGCUCGCUAUACAGAUGGAUGAAAACGAAUCCCUGAAAACUGCCCUAAAAAGUACGCUGAAGACCAAAGAGGACGACCUCCGGCUGUACCAGGACAUGAUCGGCGAGGUGAAAGCGAUCUUCCUGCAGGCUCUCCGCCAACACAAGCAGCAGAAGAGCGCCGCUUAGUCUGAGGAGUCAGAAGGUCGGCGGUCAGAGCCGGGUCUGGAUUAGGGAACAGAAGGAAAAAAAACGAUGGCGGGCCAGAUUAUCCAAAAAUCCCAGAGAAUGAAUGGAAUCUUUGGCGUUCGGGGCCGAGCGGUGUGACACCAAAUCGAAUAACUCAUUUUAAGCACUUUAACUCAAUAUUUAAGUUUUAGCCUAAAUUAGUUAAUUGUUAGGUAAAGUUAAUAAAGUCUGACUUUCC
Spea bombifrons (plains spadefoot toad) is the source of this 2429-nucleotide messenger RNA. RefSeq names its product coiled-coil domain containing 13 (gene CCDC13). Gene Ontology annotation, cellular component: centriolar satellite. The transcript is spliced from 16 exons. Gene Ontology annotation, biological process: non-motile cilium assembly; cytoplasmic microtubule organization. The record is from RefSeq and is a predicted model, not a curated record. Lineage: Eukaryota; Metazoa; Chordata; Amphibia; Anura; Pelobatidae. The coding region runs from base 77 to 2191 and encodes 704 amino acids.